Oryzias melastigma (Indian medaka) is the source of this 889-nucleotide messenger RNA. Its product is annotated as transmembrane protein 230. The coding region runs from base 180 to 545 and encodes 121 amino acids. The record is from RefSeq and is a predicted model, not a curated record. Gene Ontology annotation, cellular component: synaptic vesicle; endomembrane system. The transcript is spliced from 4 exons. Lineage: Eukaryota; Metazoa; Chordata; Actinopteri; Beloniformes; Adrianichthyidae. Gene Ontology annotation, biological process: synaptic vesicle transport.
GCCGUACGGGAAAAAACAAGGAAGUUGACGCAAUUUCUCCUGAAUGAAAACAAACCAGGAGUGGAAACGCAGCAGAACUAUGAAACAUUUAUGGUUUUUAUGAGGAGCAACGAUAAAUGCUGUCCAGGUAGUUUCACAGCCGCGGACAGGUUUUGGGGGCAGACAGCUCUCAUGCCAAAAUGAAGGCAGCUAGAAGUACCAUGUUGGCUCCUGGGUUAUCCAACAACAAGGCCAAGUAUUCACGGCUGGCUGCCAGUGAUGAUGGUUAUAUUGAUUUACAGUUCCAGAGGAGUCCACCAAAGAUCCCUUAUAAUGCUAUCGCUCUGGCAAUUUUCCUGUUUCUGAUUGGUUCUCUCCUGAUCAUCUUUGGGGCUCUUCUCCUGACAGGAACCAUCAAGGUUGAGAAUCCUGACCGCACCAUUCCCGUCAUCAUCAUCGGCGUCCUCGUCUUCCUUCCUGGGUUUUACCAUCUGAGGAUCGCCUACUACGCCGCCAAGGGUUACAGAGGAUACUCCUACGACGACAUCCCAGACUUCGGAGACUGAGUUGAGCUGCCAACUGUGACGGGGAUUAUGACCACCACCCUCCUUCAACCUACGGCUGCUUCACGAAAGCAGCCAACUCACAUCAACACUCAGCUGUAGACUUGUUAUCCCUCACAUUAAUGCUUUUAAUUUACUACAUGACUGAUUAUCUGUAUGCUGCUUGCACAGCAGUUUUAAUUACUAUGAAACUUAUGCACAGCAAUGUUGUAUCAGGAAAUGUAUAAGGGCUUGGGGUACAGAUUGAUGAAAAUUCUUCCUUCGUAGCAUUAUCUGUCAUUUUUGUAUGUUAGACAGUUUUUUGUUACUUAUUUUGUUAAAAAUUAAAAGAAAAUAGUAAAAAAAAA